CAAUGUAGAAAGACUCUACUAAAAAUAAAAUAAAAUUAAAUUAAAUUUAAAAACCCUCUCAACAACUUUCGGCAUCCGCUCAACCUCUAAGGAGAGGUUUUAGUCUCUGAUAUGGCAGAUUUGUUGUUUUCUGCUUUCAGACCAGAGUACUCCACCGUAAACAUGCUCCACCAGAUCCCAAGCCAAGCCAAGAAGUAUCUGAGUUCAAUUCCCCUGUUUAUCGGAGCUGAAAGUACUGAAGCAGCACUGUAUCUCACGCAUUUGGCAAUGUUCAAUCCCAAUGUCUCUUGGGACAGAAAGAAUAACCCCAAACCCUGGAACAAACUGGGUCCCAAUGAUCAAUACAAGUUUUACUCAGUGAAUGUGGAUUACAGUAAACCGAAGAAAGAAGGUGCAGACUUCUAAAUGAAAUGUUUCACUUAUAAAGCUGCUCAUAAUUAAGGUCUCCCAGAAGCCAUCCACACA
This is a messenger RNA of Tupaia belangeri chinensis (Chinese tree shrew), 465 nucleotides long. Its product is annotated as cytochrome c oxidase subunit NDUFA4. NCBI's taxonomy places the organism in Eukaryota, Metazoa, Chordata, Mammalia, Scandentia, Tupaiidae. Gene Ontology annotation, cellular component: respiratory chain complex IV. Bases 112 to 405 code for a protein of 97 amino acids. The record is from RefSeq and is a predicted model, not a curated record. The transcript has a single exon.